Messenger RNA from Symbiodinium necroappetens, 1167 nucleotides. NCBI's taxonomy places the organism in Eukaryota, Dinophyceae, Suessiales, Symbiodiniaceae. The record is from the annotation of a GenBank genome assembly.
AUGAACUCGAGUUCAUAUACAAGCAACAUGUCCGUGGCUGUGGAGGGAGAUUUCUUCUCUCAGGCAUGGACUUUCCUCGUGUCCGCCCGCCUCGAGCUGACCCUGUUCCUGGCAGCUCUACUGGCUCAUUUCUUGCUGUUUGGCAACUCCACUCCCCAGAAGACGAAGCACAAAAGCGGCAAGGAGGCUUUCCCGACCACAGCGCAGCAAUUUGCCUCCGCCAAGGACGUUGAGUCUGCAUUGGCAGAAGCCGCUCGUGGCAAUCAACCGAAGCAGGUUCUGACUUGCUGGGCUGCCAUGAAGAAGUUCAAUGACUAUUCGAUUGCCGUGCCGCUGGCAAGCGUCGUGGAAGCUAUGCAGAAGUGCAAGAAGGAUGGAGAUUACAUUUUAAGAGAGGUGUGCAACUUCCUGAACCGUAAAGGAGGUUCAAGCAGCAGCACGCUGAUCAAUGACUUGCUGGAAUCACUGGCUAAGCGUCACGAUUCUGACUUCGUCGAGCGGCUCCUUGUCUCGCUGCCCUCGACAGGCUUUGUGUUGGACAGCCGCAGCUACGAGAUCCUCGUAAACAUGCACUUCACGAUGCGCAACUUCGAGAUGGUGGAUCUGCUGGUCGCGCAGGCCAAGGCCGCCAAGGUCCCUCUGACCACGCGCGCCUCCAUCGUGCUGAUCAAGACGGCGCUGAAGACACAGAACUUCAAGGAUGCCUUGAGCACCUUCCGCGAGCUCAAGUCCCUUUGGACAGGCCCUGCUGCGGCGGGACCCUCCACCGCCCCACGUCAGAUCGUUGGCCACCUCGUCGACAUGGCUUGCAAGGAGCAUGAGCUGAAGCUGUUUCUCCCCGAGCUUGCGACAGUGCCUUUGUCGGAGGAUGCCAUUCAAGCUAUGGUCACAGAAGCCGUGCGAGAGAAGGAUCCAGAGCUCCUGCAGCAGGUUGAAUCUCUUGCGCGCGAGAAGGACAUCGCAUUUUCCGAGUCGACCUACGGCCUGCUGAUGAAGGGAUACAGAGAUCACGACGACAAAGUCGAGAAGCUUUUCCAAGAGGCCGUCGCCAAGAAGCCAGAUGCAGGACCCGAGUUGUGCUUGGCACUGUUGGCAUGCUGCCAGCAGUCGCGAAAUUUUGCUCUCGCGGACCAAGCGUACAAGCACUUCUCUGAGAGCAUGCCGUGA